Amoebophrya sp. A25 is the source of this 552-nucleotide messenger RNA. Lineage: Eukaryota; Dinophyceae; Syndiniales; Amoebophryaceae. The record is from the annotation of a GenBank genome assembly.
GUUGGUCAAGAUCGUAAUCCUUGAAAUGUCACAAAGAUUCACAAAGAUCAGACGGAUGAAAAUCACCAAAAUGACCAAGAGGGACCGCCAGGCGAACAAGGACGACCAAGAUCGCCAGGCGAACAAGGUGCCCACCGGCACCACUUUCAACGCGUUGGCCUUAGUUGGCGCGGGUGUCGGCGGUUUCUCCUCUCUCUCUCGUUUGUGGCUCAAGCCUCCCAACACAGUCAAGGACAAAGCACAACCGGAAAGAUCUCAGAGGAAACCGGCAGGCCUAAAUGCAUAUGGUGCCGAAAUCAGUGAUCAACAGACAAAGGACCCCCGGCGUAUUCUGAUAGCAGAAAUAACGAAUGGGAGCAGCUGUAAUCAGUUCGUAACGUCUUGUCAGUUCUGAUCAAUGACGAGCAUCAGUGUAGGAUGAACGUACGAAAUCAAUGAUGAUAGCAUAGGCGUUCCCAUAUGAAGCCCGUGGAGCUUUCCUCGUCAUGAUAUCCCAAUGAAGAAGCUGAGACUUCCUCCUUGCAACCCCAAUGAACACUAUCAGGGAGCAAA